UGUCCCUGUGCCAUACCCCUGCCCCCUGCCCAGGUUUAAGGCCACCUCUCAGGACCAAGCAAGGAGAAGAGUGAGAGGUCGCCAUGUCCCCUGGGAGCCGAGAGCAAACCCACAGCCCCGGGGGCCUGACGCCCCAUCUUUCCAGAACCCUGAUCCUGAUCCUGCUCAUCGUGGCUUCCAGCCCGCACCCCGACGCCUGCGUCGUGGUCCCCUUGGAAAAUGGCACGUCCGUCACCUGCCAUCCCCCAGCGCAGGUGCCUCGUUCGCUGCCAGCCGACACCAUCCACCUGGUAGUGGAGUUCUUCAACCUCACGCAGCUGCCCGCGGGCAUCCUCUGGGGUGUCCCCGACCUCCAGGACCUGCAUCUCUCCAGCAACCGGCUGGAGAACCUCUCUGCGACUUUCCUGCUGCAGGUGCCUCGACUCCAGGUGCUGGAUCUCACGCGCAACGCCCUGGCCCGGCUGCCCCCUGGGCUCUUCCGGCGCUCGGCCGCCCUCUGCACUCUGGUGCUGAAGGAGAACCGGCUGGCGACCCUGGACCGCUCAUGGCUGCAGGACCUGGGUGCCCUGGAGCAUCUGGACGCGUCAGGGAACCAGCUCCGGGAGCUGCCCCCCGGACUGCUGGCCAACCUCACCCGGCUGCGAAUCCUGGACCUGAGCGCUAACCAGCUGGACGCUCUGCCUGAGGACCUCCUCUGGGGCCCUGUGAAUUUGGAGCAUUUGCAUCUCGAGGGCAACCGGCUGCGGGUGCUGGGCGCCGAGCUGCUGGCCCCACAGCGCAACCUGCGCUUCCUUUUCCUGGGGGAUAAUGAGCUGAGCGAGGUGGCGGCCGGCGCCUUCCGCAACUUGCGGCAGCUGGACAUGCUGGACCUGUCCAACAACUCGCUGAGCCGCGUGCCCGAGGGUCUCUGGGCCUCCCUAGGGCGGCCCAGCCGGGACAUGGAGGACGGAUUUGACCUUUCCAGGAACCCCUGGGUCUGCGACCAGGCCCUGCGCGACCUCUAUGACUGGCUGCUGGUCAAUCAGGAAAAGAUGUUCUCUCGCGAUGACACCCGCUGUGCGGAGCCUGUGGCUCUUCAGGGCCAGACGCUGCUGACAGUGGCCCAGGAUCCCUGAGGGCGGGGGUAGGGGUGCUGCAGAACCCCACUUUGCAGACAGGUACACGGUCCCCUUUCCAAGGCUGGGGACCCUUUCUGCAGGCCCAACCUUUUCUACUCUUCUAGAUGAACCUUUUCCUGUGUUUCCAGAUCCCUCUGUGGGGACCCUCAACCAGACCCCCCAUAACAGUGCGCGCGCGCGCACACACACACACACACACACACACACACACACAAACCCCACAGAUGGACUUUGCUUGGUCCUUCUGCCUGAGUUUGAGGGGCUUUUUCUGAAUGCAAGUUCUGGGAUGGAGUCCCCUCUGCUAGACAUCCCUUGGGGCUCGCCAAAGGAAUUAAUAAAUAACUUGAGCAGAACCAAGUGAAUCGGGUUCCAUGCUUCCCCUCCCCCCUCCUCA
Messenger RNA from Sorex fumeus (smoky shrew), 1512 nucleotides. It is a transcript of the gene LRG1, whose product is annotated as leucine rich alpha-2-glycoprotein 1. The record is from RefSeq and is a predicted model, not a curated record. Gene Ontology annotation, molecular function: protein binding. The transcript has 2 exons. The coding region runs from base 84 to 1115 and encodes 343 amino acids. Lineage: Eukaryota; Metazoa; Chordata; Mammalia; Eulipotyphla; Soricidae. Gene Ontology annotation, cellular component: plasma membrane.